GUAGAGAAGGACGAAAACAAUGUCACGUGAUGUGUACAGCGUGGGUAGGUACGAACAUAGAAAUAAAAAAUAAACUUUAGGAAUACCAGGAGGCGACAAGUGAAAACUCACGAGUUAGAUCUGUUUCAAUACAGCUUCAGUGUGAAGAAUGGCCGAGCAGCACAUUCAGGCGAAGCUCAUUGCUUUGCUCAAACAGGACAAAAUUCAGCUCUGGACUCCCCCUUUCACUACAGAAGCUAAUGAAGCUGGUCCUGAACACAUACAGGAGCUUGCUGUUAGAUAUUCCCAAGUGGUGGGAUUCUCCCAGCCUGAAGUGGAGAUUGCUCUGGAAGACAUAAGAUCACAGGCUGUCAAAAGAGGGAAAGGAAACAGAACCUACAGGGAGACAAAUGUUGCAACUCUGGAGCUCAUGCUACCAAUGGAAAUUAGAAAGGGUAAUAAAAAGAAACACUACUUGGAAACAAGACUGGAUAUUACAACUCAGGAUCUGAUGAAUAAGAUCAAAGAGGAAUUUGAGCUCAAAUAUAUAAAGCUGAUUUUAAAUGGAAAAACUCUGUCUCCAGAUAAGCGACUCGAUGAACAGAACGUAAAGAACAACAGUAAAGUCAUGGUGCUGAAGGUGACUGAACCAGAAGGGAAGAAAGCGAUGGUGGAUGAAGAGGAGAAGAAGCGGUCUAAUGAAGAAAGUGUGCAAAGAACUCGAAAAGGUUUCCAGAUCCUCUCAGAAAGAGAUGGUAGUGAGGAUCCAGAGACCACCCCAUUUCUGGAGAUUGCAGAUCAGAAAGGCAACCCCAUCCAGAUCCCAGCCCGUGAGAAAAAGGCACUCAUCCUAGCCAUGGGCUUCCAUGAGAAAGGCAGAGCCUUAAUGAAGAAGAAGGAAUACGAUGAAGCUCUCUGUCACCUGCUUCUAGCGGAUGAGCAGUUCAGUAAAUGCGGUUCUGUGCUGUUGAACACGGUGGAUAACUAUGCAGUGCUGCAGCUGGACAUCGUGUGGUGUUACCGUGCUCUGGAGGCUCUGUCCUGUCUGAAAGAUGGCAAAGAGAGACUGCAGCAAGCUGAGAAUUGCUUCCUCAAAUGCUAUGGAGAAGAUCAGCAGAGACUGCAGAACAUUAAGGGGAAUACAGGUGGAGAGGAGGUUCUGUUUCUCAGGUUGUAUCUGCUUCAGAGUCUGCUGGCGUACCUGGAAGGCAACGAGAAUCAAGCUGCUAAGAAACUCAAGCAGGUUGAGGAGCUCUACAGUCAACUGUGUCUGGACCCAGAGAAGAUGACCCAGCUGCUGAGUAUAGGCUUCACAGAACAAGACGCUCGCCUGGGCCUGAGAGCCUGCAGAGGCAAUGUGGAGGCGGCUGUGAUGCACAUCACUCGCAGGAUAGAGGAGAGGAAUAAGAUAACGCGGAGGGAGAGAAAUAACAGAAGGCAGCGUCUGGAAGCCAUCAACACCCUUGUCGAGCUUGGUUACAACAAGAAAGCAGCAGCCCAGGCCCUCCAUGCGACCAAAGGAGAUGUGAAUAAAGCCUAUGGGAUUCUGCAGAAUUCGUCUGAAGCCAGCAGCUCUGGGACGCCUCAGCCAGACACAGACAGACAGACCAAAGUGGAUCAGCUUGCUUACAUGGGCUUCCAGCGGGAGGAAGUGGAGGUGGCUCUGAGGUUGGUGGGAGAUGAUGUAGCUCAGGCCGCUCAGCUACUCCUGGAUAAUCAGGGUGUUAUUCCUUCAGAGCUACACUCCCCCUCAGCUCCAUCUUCCUCGUCAGAAGAGCCCAGCACCUCAUCAGAGGACUCCACAGCAUCUGGGUCGAACCUCCCUGAUACUGAGCUAGUCAACGAGGUUUUGGAGUACAUCCCCACACAUGAAGAGGAUUACCUGGAUGUGAAUCUGGAGGAGGAGAGUGAGCUCAUUGCUCUAAUGAAGUCUCAUCUGGAGCGGCACUCUGCAACCUCCCGUUGAAGAGCUGCUCGUACUGUAUGUGCUUUCUGCAGUUGUGUGAGGUCAGUUUAGUGUGGAAGGUUAUCACUAACAUUAGCACCAGAUCUCUAAGCCUGGAUCAACACUUGGUUACAAGCCAGUAAUUGAAGCCAUUUUGAAAGUACUUUACAAACUCGAGUGUUUAUUUGAUCACUCCAUGUUUCUUUUACUUUACAGUAGAGCGUAUUUCUGAUAUGAAUGCUGAAAGAAAAAAGUGCAAAAAUAAUGUUUGUUUAUACAGAUUAAAACCGAUAUCCUUACUUUUGAAUGAAGCAUUGCUCUUUAAAAUAUUAUCUCUAGAAGUUAUUGUUAGUUUUAUCACUGAUCAAUUGCAGGUUAUUUGAGUUUUGUCUUGAAAAAUGCAUGCUUCCAACUAUAUUUUCAGUAGUCUUUAAUAUUACAAUGGACCAUAAAGCUGGAACUUUGUUGAAUUUUUUGUUGAACACGCAAUAAACCGACAAGCUUUGAGUUUCUACACAUGGUGUUAAUUUCAAACGUACACUACUCCUUUUAAAUUAAUUAAAUAAGGUUUUUAUUCAGUUCUUCGGAACUGAAAUUAAUUUACAAUUCUUCUGAAAUUCAGUCAAUUCCAUUAAACUAAUUAGCAAUCUGUAAUUUGUGUAUUUUGUGUCAUUUGUGUAAUUUGAGUCACCAUUUAUAUUGUAUUUAAAAUAAUUUAAGCAACACAUUUCUGAUUCAGUGAUAUAUUAUUGAUUUCAUUGCAAAUACCAAAUCAGUUUGUCGUUUAAGCUCAAAGUCUAUUUAGUCUGUUAUGACCGUAUGUAGUGUUAUUGUGAUCAUAUGAAAUAGUAGUGUUUGUAUGGAAAAACUCGUAUAUUUUCAUUUAAUGCAGCGUAAUGAGACCCAGACACACAUUUAAUAAAAUACCGUCUUUUUGUUGUA
Ictalurus furcatus (blue catfish) is the source of this 2866-nucleotide messenger RNA. RefSeq names its product negative regulator of ubiquitin-like proteins 1 (gene nub1). The transcript is spliced from 15 exons. NCBI's taxonomy places the organism in Eukaryota, Metazoa, Chordata, Actinopteri, Siluriformes, Ictaluridae. The coding region runs from base 149 to 1945 and encodes 598 amino acids. The record is from RefSeq and is a predicted model, not a curated record. Gene Ontology annotation, molecular function: protein binding. Gene Ontology annotation, biological process: regulation of ubiquitin-dependent protein catabolic process.